AUUCCUUUCCAUUUGCUCAAAAAAUUAGGAGAAGCUUUUCGAUUCUCAUGCAAAUCUAAAAAACCUCAAAAUCGAUUUCCAAUUUGCUCCAAAAAUAACUCCACAAAAAUUGAUUUCUCCCGGAAUUUUUGCAAGACCGUCCGUAUCCUCUUCUCCUCUCUGCAGCUCCCAACUGAGAAAUUGAUGAUUAGCGAGGGAAAGGGAAGAGAUAAAUCGUCAGAAAUGGAAGAGAGCGGCACGACAGAGGCAGUGGCGAAGAUGACGGCAGCGUCGAUCCUUCCUCUCUUGCAGUCUCAGACAGUCAAAGCCAUGACUUCGAAUUCAUGGUCGGUUUGAUGAACUCGAGUGGGCUUGCCUGUUUUGAUUGCAUAAUUUAUGCCGCUGAAUAUCGUUGGCUCGAUAUUUGAAUCUCUUGUAUGUUGCGUGGGUGGAAGAUGAGAAG
This is a messenger RNA of Linum tenue, 442 nucleotides long. NCBI's taxonomy places the organism in Eukaryota, Viridiplantae, Streptophyta, Magnoliopsida, Malpighiales, Linaceae. The record is from the annotation of a GenBank genome assembly.